Molecule: messenger RNA, 799 nt
Organism: Etheostoma cragini (Arkansas darter)
Lineage: Eukaryota; Metazoa; Chordata; Actinopteri; Perciformes; Percidae
Gene: slx9
Product: family with sequence similarity 207 member A
Exons: 5
Coding region: 167-793 (208 amino acids)
Biological process (GO): maturation of SSU-rRNA from tricistronic rRNA transcript (SSU-rRNA, 5.8S rRNA, LSU-rRNA)
Cellular component (GO): nucleolus; 90S preribosome; preribosome, small subunit precursor
Source: RefSeq, a predicted model, not a curated record
GUGGUUAUUGUCGCUGACUUGACAACAGCACGGCACGCGCUUUUGACACCCACAUAACGUUAAGAACACACACACACACAAAGACACACACAGCGUUACUUUGUCUCACUUUCAUUCAGAAACAUAUGUGUUGAAGGGUUUAGAUUUUAAAGGGUUCACUUUGAGCAUGGUGGGAAAGAUUAAACAUGUCCGCCAGAAGCUUCACCAAGAGGCGGUGCGCCCCGGCUCUGCGUUAGCAUUAGCAUCAUCGCUAACGGCGGUUUCCUCUCUGGAGCUCACGGCUGUUUCUGCCCACACAAGUGCUCCAAUACUCCGGCAACAACAGCACAACAACAGGAGAGACUCACAGGGACCGACGGAGAGCUGCUUCCCCUCAGGGAUCUUUGCCGGCACUAAGAUAACUCCGGAAGCUCUGCGACAAAGUCUCCAAUUUGAGGAAAAAGCUCCACAUGUUCCCGCUGACGCAGAGAAAGGUCCAGAAGAGAAGAAAGUGAAGACAAAGAAAGAGAAGAUAAAGGAGAGGAGAGACAGAUGGCUCAACAAGAUGAGCUCCAUCAAACAGUUGAAGGAGCAGCAGUUGGCGGCGGCGCGGCGCCAGCAUACACCCGUGGUCGGUGACAUGCGGCCGCUGGCCGAUGCGCUGCCAGAGCUCUGUCAGCUGAUCGCCCCUGCUGCCGCCGGCGACACCCCCUCUUCUCGCCGAAAGAGCAGGAAGAACAGAGUACCCGUGAAGAGACCGGAGCCAACAGAUUUCAGUCAGAUGAAGCAGUCACAGAAACGCAAACUCCUGUAAGCAGCU